CGGUGGCGGCGCCUAAGGUAGUUCCUGACGAAAGCCCAGGGACUGCUACAGAUAGACGGACUGACAAACCGACGGACGGCCAAGUGGAUCCACGGCUGAGUUGUUAUUACCAUACCUACAGAUGAAGAAACUGAGACUGAGAGGAUAAGUAGUUGGUCCAAGGACACCCAUUUCAUAUGUGGGAGAACCAGGGUUGUGCCUGACAAAAACCUGUGCUUUGACCACAUUCCUGUGCUGUCUCCCAGCCUUUGCGUGGCCAGUGGAUUCUCUCUUGGCUGGGCUCAGUUCAGGGCCAGAGGAGUAAGAGCAGCAAAAACCACACUUGGCAACAAUGUCAGUGGAACUGGAGACCUCAGAGGGGGUAGAAGAGUCGGAGAAAAACAGCUCCCGGGCCCCAGAAAGAGAAAACCACACCAGGAUGGUCGACCUCUCUGAGCUCCUGAAGGAAGGGACCAAGGAAGCACAUGACCGGGCAGAAAACACCCAGUUUGUCAAGGACUUCUUGAAAGGCAAAAUCAGAAAGGAGCUAUUUAAGCUGGCCACUACUGCACUUUACUUCACAUACUCAGCCCUUGAGGAGGAAAUGGACCGAAACAAGGACCAUCCAGCCUUCACCCCUUUGUAUUUCCCCAUGGAGCUGCACCGGAAGGAGGCACUGACCAAGGACAUGGAGUAUUUCUUUGGUGAGGACUGGGAGGAGCAGGUGCAGUGUUCUGAGGCCACUCGAAAGUAUGUGGAGCGGAUCCACUAUGUGGGGCAGAAUGAGCCGGAGCUGCUGGUGGCCCAUGCCUAUACCCGCUACAUGGGGGACCUCUCAGGGGGACAGGUGCUUAAGAAGGUGGCCCAGCGGGCCCUGAAACUCCCCAGCACAGGGGAGGGGACCCAGUUCUACCUGUUUAAGAAUGUGGAAAACGCGCAGCAGUUCAAGCAGUUCUACCGGGCCAGGAUGAACGCCCUGGACCUGAACCUGAAAACCAAGGAGAAGAUCGUGGAGGAGGCCAACAAGGCCUUCGAGUACAACAUGGAGAUAUUCAAUGAACUGGACCAGGCUGGCUCCAUGCUGGCCAAAGAGACUCUGGAGGAUGAGCUCCCCAUGCACAACGGGAAAGGAGAUGUGCGUAAAUGCCCCUAUUAUGCUGAUAAACAAGUCAAAGGUGCCCUGGAGGGUGGAAGCUGUCCCUUCCAAACAGCCCUGGCUGUGCUGAGCAAGCCCGGCCUGCAGUUCAUUCUGGCGACUAGUGUGGCCCUGGUUGCUGGCCUCUUGGCCUGGUACUACAUGUGAAAGACCCAUCACAUCAUGUUGGCGCCCUCUUCCUGAGUGACUGCUGGCCGGCUCCCACCUCCACCUGUGACAAAACCACCACCCCAGGUGACUUUUUAAAAAAUGCUGGGUUUGAGAAAAGCAACCAAUAAAAGCCAGACAUGAAAGCCUCUGCCUAUUAUUGUCCUCUGUGGGCCAGAUGCUGAACUGGGUACAGACCUACUGUUCCUGCAGCCAUCCAGGCUGUGGCACUGGAAACAGCCAGUGCAA
This is a messenger RNA of Molossus molossus (Pallas's mastiff bat), 1531 nucleotides long. It is a transcript of the gene HMOX2, whose product is annotated as heme oxygenase 2. The record is from RefSeq and is a predicted model, not a curated record. Lineage: Eukaryota; Metazoa; Chordata; Mammalia; Chiroptera; Molossidae. The coding region runs from base 332 to 1282 and encodes 316 amino acids. Gene Ontology annotation, molecular function: heme oxygenase (decyclizing) activity; heme binding. The transcript is spliced from 7 exons. Gene Ontology annotation, biological process: response to oxidative stress; heme catabolic process; heme oxidation.